AAGUGUGGCAGGAGACUGGAAAGAAAUACAAAUGUUCUGGAAAUUAAACAGAGGUGUGUAGCAGUGAGGGAUGGGGAACUAGGAGUAGCCACUAGAAAGUCCAAGAUGCCAGAGAAGCAAGAGAUUCCCAGGACCCAAUGUGAAUGAUAUUAGCUGAAAUCCCAACAAAGUGGAGAUAGAACCUGUAGAGACCAUAUCUAGUGGAUAGGCACAAUCCCCGAUUGAGAGAUGGGGCCACCCACUCAUCUCAACAAUUUUAACCCAAAAUUGUUCCUGUCUAAAGGAAAUUCAGGGAUAAAGAAUCGAGUAGAGACUGAAGUAAAGGCCAUCCAGAGAUCUCCCACCUACCGAUCCAUCCUAUCUGCAGAAACCUAGACAUUAUAGCUGAUGCUAAGAAGUAUUUCCUGACAGGAGCUUGGUAUAGCUGUCCUCUAAGAGGCCCUGACAGAGCCUGACUUAUACAGAUGCAAAUACUCACAUCCAACCAUCAGACUGAGCCUGGGGACGCCAAUGGAAGAGUUAGGGGAAGGACUAAAGAAGCUGAAAGAGAUUGCAACAACAUAGAAAGAACAAUAUCAACUAACCUGACUGCUCAGAGCACCCAGGGACUAAACCAUUAACCAAAGAGUACACAUGGGGGGAACCAUGGCUCCAGCUACAUAUGUACAGAGGAUUGACUUAUCUGGCAACAAUGGGAAGAAAGGCACUUGUUCCUGUGGGCGGGUGGGGAAGCACCCUCAUAGAGGCAGGGCAAGUGGAGAGGGGAUGGUAGGUUUGAGAACCAGAAACCAGGAAGGGGACAACAUUUAAAAUGUAAAUAAAUAACCAAAACAAAGAGCAAAACAAAACUGUAACCCACAUUUUGGCAUUGUUCACACAGUUUUUUGGGGGUUUUGGUUUGUUUGGGUUUUGUGUGUGUGUGUGUGUGUGUGUGUGUGUGUGUGUGUGUGUGUGUGUGUGUGUGUGUUUGAUCACAUAUUUUCUUUUUGUAACAGUGAUUCACCAUAAGUUUCUAAUAUGGAUCUAAAAUCUGAGAACAAGACCUAUUUGACCUAGACCCUGCCUUUCUUCCAUACCUAUCUUCCUAUACACCACAAUAAAACUAUUGCUUAAACAAUACUUAAACAUUUGCCAGUUGCUUAGAGCCCUUAAGCAUGUACUUCCUUCUUUCUAGACAUGUCCAAGCACCUCUCUGAACAGCCUUUCUGAUCUUCCCAAGGUUCAUUGCUUCUGCCUCUGUAGUACUUCUUUCCAUCCUGCCACUUGUUGUAUGGUGUUGAUGUAUGACUGACUUUCUCCCUCUACACUUUUUGAGAGAGAAGUGUUCUUGACUUUUCCUCUUUCCUCAUAUUAACACCUACCUAAACUAGAGUAAUUCCUCAAAAAAUGAAUGAUUUAAUCAGCCUUUGUUAAUGUAAAAAUAGUAAAAGAAAAUAGUUAAGAACUAUAGUCAGUGUCUGAGGAGAUUCUCCGUUACUUAGAUAAUAUAAUAAAGUAGUUGGUUUUCGCCAUUAUUCUAUUCAAAUUAUGUAAAACUAUACAACAUACAGACAUGCUUUAUAGAAUUUAAUGGAGACAAAAAAUCAGGUAGUUUACCUAAGAAGUCUGAAUUUCAAAAAUUAAAUAAGUUAUAAAAUAUUUUAUCUCAACUUGAGGUUCUGAUCAUAAUAGUCUAUGAAAUUCUCUUAAAUUCAUGACUCAUUCAACAAUAAUCCUACUAACUACUCAAAUAGCCAGGAAUGCACAAUAAGUUUGGAAGACACCUUGCUACCAAACCUGGAGACCUAAGUUUCAAUGUCUGGAAUUCACAUGGUAGAAGGAGAGAACCCAAUUACAAAAAUGACUGUGAUGCACAGAUAUGCCAUGGCAUGAAUAUGCAUGUGUAUACACACACAAAUUCAUACAACAAUGUUUUUUUAAUUACUUGAGCAAAAGCCUGCAAAUCCUAUCAAACUUUAUUUGACCUCCCUUGGUUAUUUCAAUCUCUUUGUGCUUAUGUUAAUUUGGGAAGUCAGUGGAAAAGAGAAGUAUUUGACUAAACACCACCUCCUCCCCUUCUCCUCCUCCUCCUCCUCCUCUUUAUCCUCCUCUUCAUCUUCCUCUUCAUCCUCCUCUUCAUCCUCCUCCCCUCAUCCUCCUCCUGCUACUACUGCCACUGACAUCACCAAUACUACUGCUAUAAUGAUAAUCUGAACUAUUCUGAAUGAAAUAGUUCCAUUCGAAUCAAUAAAAGAGUCACACUGCAUCCAUAUGUUUAAUAUCUUAAUAUAUUUAUUGGUUUGGGGCUCUUAAUUUUUUAAUCCAAAUAUGUUGAUUAAAAAAUUUAGUAUUAAAAAUGGUACACUUAUUGGGUUCCUUCAAGCUCACAAGAAUACAUCUAGGGUCUGGAGAGAUGAUCAGUAGUUAAGAGCACUGACUGCUCUUCCAGAGAUCUUGAGCUCAAUUCUUAGCAAUAAUAUCAUGGCUCACAACCAUCUGUAAUGGGAUCUAAUGUCCUCCUUGUUCUGGUGUGACUGAAGAGAGCAACGGUGUAUUCAUAUACAUAAAAUGAAUGAAUCUUUAAAAGAAGACAUCUGGUUAAUCAAUAAUUAUUAAUAUUAUAUGUAAUGUUAAGGUAAUAUUUAAUUUUUAAAUCUUACUUGACACCGAUAUAUGCAGAAUACAAAAUUCUACUGCUGAAAUGAUCUUUUUCUCUGUAAACUCUUACCAUUGCUGCAGAACUUUAUUAUUAAAGCUUACGUUUUUGUUUUGUAGUAUUAGAAUACAAAGACCAAACAUUUUAACAGUAGUAAGACAAAUAUCAUUCACAGCAAUGUCUUUCCUGUUGCUUUUACUUAUUUUUUUAGGAUACUGAUCAAAUCUAUAAAUUUGAAUAAUUAACAUCAAGUUUCUGCAGUAGUAAUGUGUUGUAUGUAUCUUUUACUAUCCUGCCUAAGCUCCUAGAACAGGUCACACUACCAGCCCUGACCCAGCUUCCCUUGAACCCACAGAUAACACACACACAUACACACACACACACACACACACACACACACACACACACACACAGUUGUUCAAGUUCAAACUUGCCUUUUGACAAAAUUGCUGGGCAACAGACAUGGCUAGUAUACAUUUUGUAUAUUAGCAAAUUGAAUUUAUAGUAAGAGGUGAGUAAUUGGCCCAUGUUUCACAACUUAAAAAUUAAUAGAAUUACAAUCUAAACAAAGUGAUAUGUGUGUGAGUAAGUGUGUGUGUGUGUGUGUGUGUGUGUGUGUGUGUGUGUGUGUACACACAUGCUUGUGUUUUUGUUGUGAUUUUUUUCUCAAGGUAAAAUAGUUUAACUGAAUUUCUCUCCUGGUAAUACAGUUGAUUGAAUCAGGAUCUCACUCACACUAGACCCAUAGCAUAAGCAUCCUUGGUUGUUCUCCAUCCUAUGCAGUUCAGAUAUUGGCAUAUGGUACAUAUCAGAGUCUGUUGUGCCCUGUUUUUGAAGUACAUGGUGGACAAUUAAGGGCAAAAGUAAUAGCUUAUACUGUUUGGGAAGACUCUCUGUUAACAAUGACCAACAACUAAAAAGAGUUGCUUCUCAUGCCCAGUAUUGAGAUUUUGUUAUGGCUCUUGGAGGGAGUACUGUCAUCCCGCAUGAGAAAUUCCCAUUUAAACUGCAUAUGUAUAUUUGUAUACUAACUUAAAUGUAUUACAGAUAUUUUAGAUAGGUAAUUAAUAUGAUUUCUUAUGAUCUUUUUAUACAUCUGUAUCGCUAUUUUACCCUUCUCCCUCCAUCUUUUCUACGUAUCUUCACCCAUUACUAAUUAGAGCCUCUUUAUGCUUCCCCUUUUCCUGUUCAUUUCAUUUAUACCCUACUAUUGUCUCUGCUUUGCUUCCUUCACAAUGGUACUUUUUACUUUACUAGCUUCUAAAGUUACUCCGGGUUAUAUACUCAGAUCUGAAAAUUUAGAACUAGGAACCUCAGAUGAAGGAGAAAAUGUGAUAUAUUUCUUUCUGAGUAUGGGUUCCUUCACUCAAUACAAUCUCUUGUACAUGCAAAUUUUAUUUUUCUUUACCACUGAAAAGAAUACCAUCAUUAUGUGGACCACAUUUUGAUUAUGUAUUCAUCAGUAAAUGAAUAUGUAAGUUUUUCUCUUCUAUUUCCUAGCUACUGUGAAUAGAGAAGUAAUGAAUAUGGCUGACCAAGUAUCUGUGGAGUAGGAUGUCAAGUCCUUUGGAAAUAUGCCAAGGAGUAGUAAACCUGUGUCAUAUGGUUUACUUUUACCAUUUUAAAGAUUCUUCACACUGAUUUCUAGAAAGGGAGGCUGAACUAGUUUGCAAUCUCACCAGCAAUGAAUUGCAGGUUCCCUUUUGCUGACAACCCCUUCAGUAUAUGUUGGUCGUUUUUUCUGUUGUUAUUUUGAGUUGCCAUAAUCUUGGAUGGGGUAAGAGGAAAUCUACUUUUUUUCUAUGUGCAUUUCUCUGAAUGCUAGGGACAUAAAAUUUUUUGUAGUAUUUCUCAUCUAUUGUUUUCCUUCUUUUGAGAACUCUCUAUUUGGGUUUCAGGCCCAUUUUUGAAUGGGUUGUUAAUUUUUCUCUGCUUUUUAAGUAUUGUAUGUUUUCUGGAUAUUAAUUGUCUGUCAGAAGUUUAGAUAGUAUAGAUUCUUGCAUAGAUUCUCUCAUUCUGUGGGCUUCCUCUUCAGUUGAUUCUGGUUAAUUGAUUACUUUGCUGUGCUGAGUUUUAUAGAUGACCACUUGACAGCUGUUGACAUUAAUUCUUGGGCAAAUAGAUUCAUAUUCCUGUAGUCUCCGAACAUCCUCCUACAAAAGCAUUCCUACAUCUACCUAUGUUUUCUUUUAGCAGUUUCAGCAUUUCAGGGGUUUUCUUGUUUUGUUUGUUUUAAGAUUUAUUUAUUUUGUGUAUGAAUACACUGUCACUGUCUUCUAACAUUCCAGAAGAAGGCAUCCGAUCAAAUUUUGGUGAGCUACCAUGUGGUUGCUAGAAAUUUAACUCAGGGCCUCUGGAGGAGCAUUCAGUGUCAUUAACAGCUGAGCCCUCUCUCCCAUCCCUCAAUAUUUCAGGUUUUAUGUUUAGGUCUUUGACUCAUUUAGAGUUAUGUUUUGGGGUUUAUUUUUUGGUUUUGGUUUUGGUUUGGUUUGGUUUGAUUUGGUUUGGUUUUGUGAAAGCUGAUGGAUAUGUGUCAGUUUCAUUCUUCUCCAUGUCAACAUUCAGUUUUCACUGUACCAGUUUUCUCCAGUGAAUAUUUUUGACAUCUAUGUUGAAUAUAAAUGACUGAAAUUACAUACACUCAUCUUCAUGCUUUCAAUAUUAUUGCAUUGGUUUGCAUAUAUUUUUUAUGCCAGUGCAAUGUUUUUUUAUGGCUGAUGAUACACUUUGAAAUAUGAAUUGGUAAUCUUUCUAGCAUUGUUCUUUUAGCUCAGCAUUGUUUUGGGAUAUCUGUGGUAUUUUAUGUUUCCAUAUGACUUUUAGGUUAGUUUUUUUCCCACUAUUUUUAUGAAAAUGAGAUAAGGAUUUUAUUUCAGGUUGCAUUGAAUGUGUAAAUAGUGCUUGAUUAAAUGAUCAAACUCAAAAUUAAAUCUACCAAGUCAUGAGCAUGUCUUUCCAUUUUAUACUAUUCUCUAUCUUUAGACGUGUAAACUUCUCAUUGUAACAUUCUUUGACUGCCUUUGCUAUAUUUUCUUUGAUGUUGCUGUGAGUAGGAGCAUGGCCCUGAACUUUCUUUUUAUCUGUGUUGGUGGCAUACAGAAAAGCUGUUGAUUUGUACAAGUUGAUUUUAUAUCAUGCCGUAUUGGUGACUUUUAUUGUUUCUAGUAGUAAUUUGCUCGUAAAAUUUUUGGCAUCUCUUGUGUAAAAUAUCAUGUCAUCUGCAAACGGGAAUAUUUUUACUUCUUUUUUCCUAUUUGUAUCCUUUUAAUUUCUUUCUCUCGCUUUACUCCAUACUUCUAGAAUGAUAUUGAAAAAGACUGAAGAUAGUGAACAACUUUGUCUCAUUCCUGAUUUGGAUGGCAUUGCUUUAAGUUGUUCUCGAUUUAGUAUGAUGUUUGCUGUGCCUUUCUCAUAUAUAGCUUUUUUAUGUUAAUAUGUUUUCUCUCUAGUCCUAGUUUCUCAAAAUAUUUAAAAUGAGUUCAUGAUAGAUUUUGUCAUGGUUUUUUGCUCUAUUAUUGGUCAUCUCAAUAGAUGGACUUUUCCCCUUCAAAUCAUCUUAUCAGAUUUAUUACAUUUAUUGUCUUGCAUAUAUUGAACUUCCCUUGUUUUUCAAGGAUAAAUAAAGCCAUGUGGUCAUGGGGGAUAAUCUUUUUGAUGGAUAUCUGUAUUCUUUUUGCUUGAAUUUUUUGAAUCUAUAUUCAUCAUUGUUGUUGACCUGUAGAUUUCUUGUAGCUUUACCUUGUUUAAUAUUAGAGUGAUCUUUGCUUCAUUGAAGGACUUUAGGGAUGAGCCUUCUGUUCCUAUUUCUUUGACUAAUUUAAGAAUGAUUAGCCCUAGAUAAUUUUUUAAAAUUCUUGUUCAGUUCUACCGUGAUUCUAUCAGGCCCUGGAUAUAUUUUAGUUAGAAGACUUUGUAUCACUAUUUUAAUUUCCAGAUUUUUAUGGGUUAAUUGAGACUGUUGACUUCUUCUUGCUGUAAUUUUGGUUAUGCGACUGAAUCUUAAAAUUCAUCCAUUUUUUGAACUUGCAGUUAAAUGGAGUUCACAUUUUAAAGUAUCCCCUUAUUUUGAAUUGCUUUGGUUUCUGUUGCAAGGCUUCCCUAUUCAUUUCAGAUUCUAUUAGAGUCCUUUCUUUCUUUAAUUUGCUUGGUUAGGCCAAGGGUCUCUUAACCUUGUUUAUCUUCUCAAAGAACCAUCUAAUAGAUUUGUUGAUUCUUUUAUUGUUUUAAUAAAUAAUUAAAACAAUAAACAAUUGUUUAUAUUUGUUUAUUGUUUAUAUUGUUUUCUUUAUUAUUUCUCAUGAUUAACUACAUUAAGAUUUCACUUGCUUUGGUUGGUUUUUCCAAAAUUUUGAGUGAAAUUAUUAAUUCAUUUAUUUGUGCUCUGGUAUUUAAAUGUAGGACUUAGAAGUAUAAAUCUUCUUCAUGGGAUUAUUUUUUAUGUGUCUCAGAGAUUUUGCUCUUUACGUUUUAUUUUAUUUCAGGGAACUUAUUUUUUUUCUUUUCUUACUUCUCUCUUGAUUUCUUCUUUCUCCACUCAUUCAUAAUAAGUUAUUUAAUCUUCCUGAGUUUAUAUAUGAAUAUAUAUCUAUUUACUAGCAAAUUAAGUUUUACUGAAUUAUGGUCUGAUAGAAUACACCAAGGUAUUUCAUUCAUCAGUGAUUUUGUAAAUGUUUGUUUUAUAUUCCAGGGUAUAGUCUAUUUUAGAGAAAUUCAAUGUGCUGCUGAAUUGAAUUUUGUAUUCUUCAUUAUUUGGAUCAAAUAUUCUAGAGACAUCUGUUAAGUCCAUUCAUAUGAUGUCAUUUAAUUCUGAUGUUUCCCUAUCUAAUUUUUUUGUUCAGAUAACCUGUCUAUUGGAAAAAGUGGGAUACCAAAAUCACCUAAUAUUGAUCCACUAAUGUUACUCUGUGUCUUUAAGUCCAAUAGAAUCUUUUCUAUGAAAUUUGGCAUACGAUAUUUUGCUGCAUAUAUAAUUAGGACAUUACGGACUUCUUGAUUAACUGUUUAAUUAACUAGUUUACUUAAUUGUUUAAUUAAUUAACCUAAUUAGCAUGCAGUGUUUAUCUCCUUAGAUUAUUUCAGUUUGAAGUCUGUUUUGCUAGACAGAAGGGUACCAACACCUACUUGCAUCUUGUUCCCAUUUCAUUGGAAUAUAUUUUCCUACCUUUUCAGUCUAAGGUAAUGCCUUACUUUAAGAUAUUGUUUUUACAGACCACAGAUAAGUGGAUUUUGUUUCUUGGAGCCACAGAUAAGUAGAUUUUGUUUCUUGAUCCAUUCAGCCAAAACUGUGCUUUUGACUAGAGAAUUGAGGUCAUUAAUAGUUAAAGAUUUUAUUGAAGUAUUUGUGUGGUAGUCCUUAUGUUAUUGAUUGUUGAUGUUGUUAAGUUCUUAGUGGUACUCUGACUUUUAAUAAUAAUGGCUUUUUGUUUCCUCCUACAGUCUCAAGGCUAUGUUCAUUUCCUUUCUUCAACCUCAAAUAUCCUUUGAUUUAUUUACUUACUUACUUACUUAUUUAUUUAUUUAUUUAUUUAUUUAUUUUUACUUAUUCAUUUUAUAUCUUGCUUACUGGCCCCUCCUGGUCAGCCCCUCCCACAAUACUUCCCCCUAUCUUCCCUCCCCUGAGGGGUGGUAGAUAUUGAGAAAAAGCUUAGAGAGGUCAAACUAAGGCACCCUGAAGAGACAAUAGGAGCUUCACCUACUCCUGGUAUCAGGCCCCUGUCAUUUAGCCACAGCCCUCCAUAGAGAGAACUGUGACCAUCAGUCAUGUAGGAGCAGUACCCCUAAGUCCCUGCAUAUGUAGAUGAGGCAUUCCUAAGAUCUCAGAGCAAGUCAAUAGGCAGUACCUACUGACACACCACAACACACCUCAAAAAUGAAUAUAAGAUCUUAUCCAAAAGGAAUAAAGGUGUGUGAGAAUUACUCCAUACUCUGAGAUCAUCUGUCACAAGAACUGUAGCACUCCCUGGGAAAAAGAACUGCUCUGUCAAAGCUUUGACCAGCAAAACUGCCCUGCACUCUUCUUGCCAGAUAGCCAACCCCCAGCUCAACCCAGCUCAGUUCAGCACAUCCAGUGCAGCAUCUAGGAGCAACAGCAGCCGCUGAGGCAUCAGCACCAGAGCAGCAGCACCAGAGGUGGUAGCAGCAGCAGCUGAACCGGAGGCAAUUCCUCCUUCUGCUCAUGGCGUUUUCCCUUCACUUGAACCCUCCAACCUAGCCAGGUCAGAGAUCUCUGCAGAUAGUCACCAAUACACAGACUAGCAUCUGGCACCCAACGUAGGGCAUGAACCCACAACCCUGAGAUUAAGAGUCUCAUGUUCUACCGACUGAGCUAGCUGGCCUAUGAAUAUUGUCAUUGGCCAUACAUGGAGCUAUAUGAAGGAAUUCCUCCCAAAACAAGGAAGCUUGGUUUAUGGCUAUUUUUAUUCUGUAGGAUUUUCAUAGGGCACAUAUCUCUCUGGCCUGGGGGAUUUUUUAUGCGAUGACCAGUUGCCCAUGACAGAAAAGAAGAGAAACAUUUGUCUAAUGGGAACAUUCCCUUAGCCUAUUGGCUUUGGGGAACUCCACAUAGGUCCAAAACACUAAGCCUUCCUGCCGAUUUAAGAAUUGACAGCUGCCCUAUGGCUUUUAAAGUGGCUGCUGCAUUGCCAGGUUUUUGUUUUUGUUAUAAGGAGAAGUUAGAGAGUCUUUGACAACUCCCGUUGGGAUUAAGACAGGGUCCAGGGGGGACCUUCAUCAAACACCAGGGAGUAGCUCUAGCCAGGAGGCUUCAGUUGCCCCUUCAGCUUGUUCAAGUCCAUGCAAUGACAUCUAAUGAAAGCACAAGAGGAAAGGAUAGGUUGCUUGUCUCCAGAGUUAAGGGAGGGGCUCACCUUCCUAUAUUAUCUGUUCGUGUAGUUGCUAUGCUCAUAACCCACAUGAUCUCACAGUCCACUUCCAGGUUCCAUAUCUGAGGGAAAUGCACUCCCUGACUACACAGCCUCAACAGGACAUUCAUAACCUCUACUGAGCAAGUAGACUAAUUUCCUUUGUACACACUCAGAAAUAUAAAGGGACUUCAUGCCCGCUUAUCCCGCCUCCCCCUUGCUCCCUCGGGGCCAAAGAAUAAUAGAAAGAACACAUCAAACCCUAAAAGGCCAACUUCUAAAACAAAAGACAACCACCUAUGCCCCAAUAUACAAGGAAUGAUGGCUCUGACUACAUUAAACAUAUUUAGCAUCUACAAAGACUCCAAACACCCUGCUUUCUCGCUCCACUGGUACACAACAAUUCCCCAUCCUAGUAUGAUGGCAUGAUCGUUUGGAUGAAAUUUGGAAGGGACUAGACCCUUUCCUUAUAACAAGGAGGGGUUCCUUUGUGGUUUUCCACAGGACCAGCCUAAAUUUAUCGGGAUUCCUGUCAGAAAUAUCACCCCACCAAACAAGAAAAUGCCCCACCUCUCACUGUCAGAUCAAGGACAGAGGAAGAGGAAGAGGCAGAGAAAAGACCACAUCCAGAGUGACAGCAAGAUCUCCUAAAAGGACAUUCAUAGCCUGGUGAUUGCUGCCCAGGCCAUGAGACCUCACAAGCUCCCCUCUCUAAUCAUAUGGCUUUUUUUUUUUUUGGUCAUUUUUUCAUACUAACUCUGCUACUGGCCAGCCUCUCCAUAGCCUUCCCAACACUUACCACUGGAGAUUCUAUGCCAGGGAAACCUACAAUAGAUACCACAAAGUUAUAGGAACCCAAGAUUGCCCACUUAAAGGAUUUCAGACCAGGACUGAGAUCCCCUUACACGCCGAUUCCAUCUCCACUAUUGCCAGCCCUUUCCUCUGCUUUCCUUACUGAAACACAGGUGACUGUCUCCAGGAGGUCUUCACACAUGGAGGUUGCAGAUAUUGAACUGCAAAACGGAAUCCACCAGCCUUGGUAGCACCAUGCUCACCAACCUUGAAACUCAUUUUCAGCUCUUCAUAAGUGAUCCAUGAGAUAAAUGUUGGCGAACCGGAGUCAUGGAUAAACUUUACCCUAUCGGCUAUGCCAAAUAUCCCAUACCUGACCUGCAUGUCCCGUGAGCUUGUUCCCACCUACAAAUCAGUCUUUACCCAUGUUGAUAUUCUCCAGCAGGAAAAACAGUCUCAGAAGGAACUCCAAGUUACCCUCUCCUAGCAACAGUACAUCCAAUAAGCAGCUGACCUCCUUCCCUUAACCACCUAUCCCAUCUCCUCCCAAUGCCUUUUCUAUGCUUCUCUCUUCUGACCAUUAUUAGCUACUAUUCCCAUUAACAUUUCCCUUCAUGAACUCCAUGGACCCUUACUCACAAGGAAGCACAAGACAUUCCUCUCUUUGACCUACCCACCCCUGCUUCCUGUUGCUUUAGCUUGUAAAGCCCUCUGCAAAACCCCAUCUUACAUGUUCCUGUGACAUCACCAUCAUCAACUCAGUAGUUAGUAUGUGUUAACCCUCCUGCUCUCCUCUGUUGCAAAGGCACUACAGGUGCCUGUAUUAAGUCCCCCUUUCCAAGGCUCCUGCACUCCUCUGAUAAUUGUUCCCCAGGUUUAUCUCUAUGAACCUGAAGAAUUCACAUUGCAGAUGGGAGGAAGCAAAAUGAAAAGUGAGAUCUUCUUUCCUCUGCUCAUUGGAUGAGGCCUCACUGCUUCACUGGGUGUGAUGGGAACCACUGGAGCAGCCCUUGUCCAAACACAACAUCUGGCCAGCAACUUCCAGAACAAGCUUGACCAGGUAAUGGCCUCCACUACACAUGCCUUGAGUCUCUUCAAUGCCAGAUAACCUCCUUAGCAGGAGUUGUUCUCCAAAACCGAAGAGCCCUAGACUGCUGAGUACUGACUGCUGAACAGGGAGGCCAUUUCAUUUAACAUCUGGGCAUGUUAUACUCCCAACUCCCCAACUCUGUGGUACUCUCACCCCUUGGUAGCUUGGCGUCUUCUCCUCCAUGGUCUCAGGUUAGUCAUUGGAGCCUUGCUUCUUUUGGCACCUUGCCUCAUUCAAUUUGUAAAGCAGUAGAUGAGUAGCAUUGCAAAGAUCACCACCAAUCAGGUCUUGGUUCAAUACCAAACUGUUCACAACAUAAGAAAUGGUUACUUUGCUGACACCUCUACUUUAUUAAAAGAAAGUGGAAGUUGUGGGGCUGUGGAGCAUGAGAGGAAGCUUCAGAACGUCGAGGCCUGAAAUGCCAGGGACUCUAAAGGAGCUUUGUCUACUCCCGUCAUCAGGAUCCUGUCUUGUAACCACAACAAUUGUGACCAUCAGCCAUGUAGGAGAAGCAUCCCCCAAGCCCCUACAUAUGUAGAUGAGGUGUCUCUAACAUUUCAGACCAAUACAAUAGGAAGCACCUACUGUCAGAACACAACCCACACACCAAAACUGUAUAUAAGAUCCUAUCCAGAAGGAAUAAAGGUGUGUAAGAAUUACUCCACAAUCUGAGAGUAUCUGUCUGUCACAAGAGCUAAAACACUGCCUGGAAAGAGAACUUCUCUCCCAAAGCUUUCACCACCAGAAGCUCCCCUGUACUCCCCUUGCCAGCUAGCCAGGCCUCCUCAGGCUCAGCCCAGCUCAGUUCAGCACAACCAGUGCAGUGUCUCAGAAAAACAGGAGCAGCUGGUGCAGCUGCACUAGAACAGCAACAGCAAUGGUAGCAGGAGCAGCAGCAGAGGUGUAUGAGGCAAUUCCCCCUCUGUGCUCAUGCCCUUUCCCCUUCACUUGAGGCCUCCCACCUGGCCAGGCCAGACAUCUCUGCAGAUAGCCUCUAGUAUACAGAUUGCCACCCUACUUCUUCUCUGAGCAGGUGGGGAACCCCUGGCUAUCUCCCCCCACUUCAAGUCUCUGCCAGCCUAGGUUCUUCCUCUUCCGUUGACAAGACAGCCCAGCUAGAAGAACAUAUCCCACAUACAGGAAACAAGUUUUGAGAUAGCCCCUGAUCCAGUUGUUUGGGACCCACACGAAGACCAAGCUACAUAUCUACUACAUAUAUGUGGAAAAGUCUAGGUCCAUCCCAUGUAUGUUCUUUGGUUGAUGGUUCAGUCUCUGAGAGCCUCAAGGGUCCAGGUGUUGGUCCCCCUCUGGAGUCACUAUUCCCUUAGGGGCUGUGGGUAUCUGCAUCUGCCUGAGUUAGCUAAUGGGGUGAACCUCUCAGAGGACAGCCAUGUUAGACUCAUAACAGUAUCAUUAGUAGUGUCAGGGAUUAGUGCUUUUCUAUGGAAUGGGUCUCAAGUUGGGCCAGUUAUUUGUUGGUCAUUCCUUCAGUCUCUGUCCCAUUCACAAUCCCUGAGUUUCUUGUAGACAAGAUACAAUUUGGGUGAAAAGUUUUAGGGUGAGUUGGUGUCUCUAUGGCUCUACUGUAGUUCCUACUUAGUCACAGGAGGCAGCCUCCCCAGAUCCCACAACACAAAUGUUUUGAGUCACUGCUUAGGUUACCCUCAAUGUUUCUUGGUUGCCUCCCCUAUCCCAGGUCUCUGUCUCUUCUUAAAGAUGCUUUCCCCACCUUACCCCUCCCCCAGUAAAGUUGCAGAUUUCCAUUGAUUCACAUGGCCAUCCAAACAGCCCCCUACACCUCCCCACACCCAGGUCCCUAGCCCCCUACUCCCCUCCUGAUUCCCUCUCCCACUCAGUUCCCUCCCUCUAUCUGCCUUCAACAACCGUUCCAUUCCCCUUGCCAAGUAAGACUCAAGCAUCUUUGUUUGUGUCCUUCUUCCUGUCCAGUUUCCUUGGGUCUGUGGAGUAUGGCAUGGACAUCCUUUAUUUUAUGGUUAAUAUCCUUUUAUAAGUGAGUAUGUACCAUGAAUGUUCUUUUGAGACUGAAUUACCUCACUCAGGAUGAUAUUCUCAAAUUGUAUCCAUUUUUCUAUAAAAUUCAUGAUGUAAAUUACCUGUAAAAUUGCUUUUUCAUAGCUAAAUAGUAUUCCAUUUUGGAGAUGUACUUCAUUUUCUCUAUCCAUUCUUUAGUUGAAGGACAUCUAGUUUAUGUCUGAAUAUUACUAAUAUGUCUGAAUAUUACUAAUAAAGCUGCUAUGGACAUAAUUGAGCAAGUGUUUUUGUGAGAUGGUGGAGCAUCUUUUAUGUAUAUACCCAAAGUGGUAUGCUAGGGUCUUGAGGUAGAACUAUUUCUCAGUUUUCUGAGAAACCACUAAAUCGAGUUCUAAAAUGGCUGUACAAGAUUGUAAUCCCACCAGCAAUGGAGGAGUGUUCCCCUUGUUCUACAUCCUUGCCAUCACUUGAGUAUCUUAGCCAUUCUGAUGGGUACAAUCUCAAAGUUGUUUUGAUUUGCCUUUCCCUGAUGAGUAAGGACUUUAAACAUUUCUCUAAGUGCUUCUCUGCUUUUUGAGAUUCCUCUUUGAGAAUUCUCUGUUUAGGUCUUUGCCCCAUUUUUUUUUAGAUUGGGUAAUUUGAGUUGUUUGUGUACAACUUCUUGAGUUCUUUAUAAAUGUUGUAUAUUAGCCCUCUGCUAGAUGUUGGGUUAGUGAAAAUUGUUUCCCAUUCUUAACACUGCCAUUUUGUCUUAUUGGCAGUAUCUUUUGCCUUACAGAAGCUUUGUAGUUUCAUGAGGCCCAAUUAAUCAAUUGCUGUUCUUAGAGUCUGAGCCAUUGGUGUUCUGUUCAGGAAAUUGUCUCCUGUACAAAUGCAUUCAAGGCUAUGUCCCACUUUUUCUCCUAUGAGAUUUAAUGUAUCCAGUUUUAUGUUGAGGUCCUUGAUCCACUUGGAUUUGAGUUUUGUGCAGGGUGAAAAAUAUUGAUCUAUUUGUUUCUACAUGGAGCCAUCCAGUUAGAGCAGCACUAUUUGUUGAAGAUGCUUCCUUUUUUCCAUUGUAUGGUUUUGGAAUCUUUAUUAGUAAAUCAAGUACCCAUAGGUGAGUGGCUUUAUUUCUGGGUCUUCAACUUGAUUCCAUUUUCUUUUCACUUCUGAUUUUCUUUGGAUAGUGUCUCUCUGUCUUUUGGUUAGUUAGGCUAUGAGUUUGUCUAUCAUGUAGAUUUUCUCAAAUAAAACAAACAAACAAAAAACCAAAAAACAAAAAUUAGCUCUUGUAUUUGUUGAUUAUUUGAGUUGUUUUCUUUGUUUCUAACUGAUUGAUUUCAGCCCUUAUAAUGACUUUCUGUCUUCUACUCCUCUUUGGAUUGUUUGCUCCUUUCUUUCUAGAGCAUUCAAUUGCUAGUAUGAGAACUUUCUAAUUUCUUUAUGGAGGUACUUAGUGCUAUGAACUUUCCUCUUAGCACUGCUGUCACUGUGUCCCAUAAAUUGGUGUAUGUUGUGCUUCAUUUUCAUUAAAUUCUGAAAGUAUUUAUUUAUAUCUUCCCUGACACAGAGUAUCACUGAGUAGAGAGUUGUUCAAUUUCCAUGACUACGUAGGCCUUCUGGUUUUCUCCUGUUGUUGAAGUCCAGCUUUAAAUACAUGGUGGUCUGAUAAGAUACAAGGAAUGAUUUCAGAUUUCUUGUAUCUGUUGAGUCUUACUUUGUGACUGACUAAAUGGUGAAUUUUUAAGAAGGGUUCAUGAGGUAUUGAAAGAAAGAUAUAUUCCUUUGUUCUUGAGUGAAAUACUCUAUAGAUGCCUAUUAGAUCCAUUUCAUUCACAAUAUCUGUUAGUUUUAUGAUUUCUCUAUUUAGUUUUUGUGUGGGUGACCUGAAGAUUGGUAAGAAUGGAGUGUUCAAAUAUUGAACUAUGAAUGUGUGGGGUUUGAUGUGUGUUAAUCUUUAGCAAUGUUUCUUUUACAAAUGUGGAUGCCAUUGUGUUUGGGGCAUAGAUGUUCAGAAUUGAGAUGUCAUCUUGAUAGAUUUUUUCCUUUGAUGAGUAAGAAGUUUCUCUUUUGAUUAAUUUUGCUUGAAAGUCUGUUUUAUUAGAUAUUAGAAUGGCUACUCCAGCUUGCUUCUUGGGUCUGUUUGCUUGGAAAACUAUGUUCCAGCCCAUUAUUCUGAGGUAAUAUCUAUCUUUCUUGCUGAGGUGUGAUUGUUGCAUGCAGCAGAAGGAUGUACCCUGAUUUACCACAUUCUGUUAGCCUGUGUCUUUUUAUUGGGAAAUUGAGUCCAUUUUCAUUAAUAGAUAUUAAUGACCAGCGAUUUUUAUUUCUUUUUAUUCUGAUGUUGGUGGUGUUAUUGUUUGUUUGAGUUUGUGUGUGUGUGUGUGUGUGUGUGUAUGUGUGUGUGUGUUGUGUGUGUAUGUACAUAUGUAUGUGUCUGUGCUCUUCCCUUGCAUUUACUGGUACGGAAUUAUUUCCUAUGUUUUCUUGGAUAUAGUUAUCAUCCGUGGGUUGGGGUUUUUCUUUUAGUAUUUUCUAUAGAGCUAUAUUUGUGGAUAGAUAUAGUUUGAAUUUGGAUUUUUCUUGAAAUAUCUUAUUUUCUCCAUCUAUGGUGAUUGAGAGUUUUGCUGGGUACAGUAUUCUAGGAUGGCAUCUGUGGGGUUUUUUUGUUUGUUUGUUUUGUUUUGUUUUGUUUUAGCAGUUGCAAGAUAUCUCUGUCCAGGCCCUUCUAGGUUUUAGAGUCUGUUGAGAAGUCAUGUGUAAUGCUGAUAAGGCUGCCUUUGUAUGUCUUUUUCCCCUUGCUACAUUUAAUAUUUUUUCUUUGUUCUGUAGAUUGUGUGUUUUGAGUAUUAUCUGGUGAGAGGAUUUUCUUUUCUGAUCUAGUCUAAUUUGUGUUCUUUAAGCUUCUUGUAUGUUUAUAGGUAUCUCUCACUUGAGAUUGGGAAAGUUUUCCUUUAUGAUUUUGUUGAGAAUUUUUUUCUGGGCCUUGAAACUGAAACUCUUCACCUUCUUCUAUCACUAUUAUUCUUAUGUAAGGUCUUCUGAUGGUAUCCCAGAUUUUAUGGAUGUUUUCUGUCAGGAAUAUUUUAGAUUUAACAUUUUCUUUGGCUGAUGGACUGAUGUAAGCAUUUCUUCUAUUGUAUCUUCAGUACCUGAUAUUCUCUCUUCUAUCUCCUGUAUUCUGUUGGUGAUGCUUGCAUUUGUUGUUUCUCAUCUUUUCCAUAAGUUUUUCAUCUCCAGUAUUCCCUCAGUUUGUGUUUUCUUUAUUGCUUCUAUUUCCACUUUCAGGUCUUACAAAGUUUUAUGUAUUUUCUUCAUCUGUCUUAUUGUAUUUUUCUGUACAUCUUUAAGGGAUUUCUUUCUUUCCUUUUUAAAGACCACUACCUAUUCGAUUGUAUUUUUCUGUAUUUCUUUAAAGAAUUUCUUCAUUUCAUCUUGAAAAGCUUCUACUAUCUUUAUAAGAUUUGAUUUAAAGUCAUUUUUGUGUGCUUCAGUUGUGUUAGAAUAUCCAGCGAUUGCUGUACAAGGGCAGCUGUGCUCUGAAGGUGUUAUUUUGUUCUGCCUUUUGUUGAUUGCCUUUUCACAAGGACCUUUAGUCAUCUGGAUGGCUUUGGUCCCUGGAUGUUCCUGUUGUAGUAGGUGUUGGGAGGGGGGUUAACGUCAAUCGUCCUGAUUUGGCAGACGUCUAAUGUUUAUCCUAAGGUUGUAUGGUUCUGGAUCUGCAGGUCUGUACGGUUCAGAAGCUGCAGAUCCGAUGAAGGUAAGCAGAGAGGUGUGAGAUUGGAUGUCUGCCUGGGAUAGAGGGCUGCUCAGAGUAGCUUGCCAUGACCAGAGGACUCAGCAAGUAGGGAAAGAUGAGUGGAGGAAGGGGUAAACACCUUGUAUGGAUCAGGUUUAACAGGUCUAAUGAAGGUGGGAGAAGAAGUGGGGCAAGAAUGGAUAUCCUUGCUCUCCAGCCGGCCAUCCCUAACGGAGGUACCUGUUCCUAGUGGCACAGCUCCUGGUGGCGCAAGCACGUGCUCCCGGGCAGCGCAGAAAGCAGGAGGAGGAAGAGCAGAGCAGGUCUGAGGACCAGAAGCUUCGCGGCACACCUGGUGGUGAGCAUCACUAGGAAGAGGAGAAGGCAAAGAUAGGCCCAGGAGCAAUGGAGUCCAAAGAUCAAGGAGCAAAGAAUCUCAAUGUGGAAAAUGACCAUCAGAAAAAGGAGGAAAAGGAAGAAAAGCCGCAAGAUACCAUCAAAAGGGAGCCAUCUGUGGCCCCCACUUUUGAGGCUGGCAAAAAUUGUGCACCUAGAGGAGGUCACAGGCAGUUCCGCGUUAGGCAGCCCAUUGCCCACUGUAGAUGGGACCUGAUGCACAGGGUUGGAGACCCCCAGGCCAGGAUGAAAGAGGAGAAUGUACAAAGGUUUGGGGAGGAUAUGAGACACCUCAUGGGCAAGUUGAGGGAAAGGCAGCUGCGGGAGAUAAGCACUGACCUGAUAAGCAUGGACCCUCACUAUGACCACCAUGAUGAAUUUUGCCUUAUUCCCUGAGUCCUGAGGUUGUCUCUGAAGAUGCUAUGGGGACCUCUGAUUUGUGAUGUACUGUUGUACAAGUUUUGAGGUUGCUCCUUUUGUUUAGAUCUCGUCUUGUUACCAGCUUGUGUGAAACUUGUGUUUUUUUACUCUUUUGUUAUCAGUUAAUUCUUUUGUUAUCAGUUGCAUGGGAAGGUCCAUAUGACAUAUUGUGAACCUAAUAAAGCAGAUUGAAAAGGCAAAAAAAAAAAUGGAUAUCCUUCCUGGGAUAGCAGGUUGCUCAUACAACUCAUACAAUUUUUCUUGAUUUAUUUUCUUUUAGUUUGGUUUGGAAAUAUUUUUAGGCUAUUUUUAUCAUGGAAAGUUGUUUGAUCAUUUGUUUGUUUUUUUUUCCUUCCUUCAACAUGGCAGAUAGUUUUGCUGGAUUUAUCAGUCUAGUUGGUCUUUUAGGAGCUGGAAUGCUCCAGGCUCUUCUAGAUUACAGUUUUCAUUGAGAAAACUAGUCAGCCAAUCAGCUGUUAUUCUGAAGGGUUUACUUUUGUUUGUGAUUUUUUUCCUUUUCAUAUUUCAAUACACUUUAUACUUAGAGUUUUAACUAUUGUUUGUCAUGCAUAUUUUUAUGGCAUUUUCUAUUUUCUGUGUUAUUAUUAUUCUAUCUGUAUGAGCCUUUCUUUCCCGAGUUUGGGGACGUUUUCUUCUAUAGUCUUAUUGAAGGUCUGUUCCAUGUCAUAGACUUAGGAUUGUUCUCCUACAACUAUUCCUAUAAGUCUAAGGUUUGGUCUUCUUAUGGUGUACAACAAUUCUUAUAUAUUUCUUUCCUAUUUUUUCCACUUUCUUUACUUAUUUCAUCUAGAUCCCCUAUUGUAUCUUCCAGAAUAUUGUAUCUAUAUUCUAUAUUCUGGAUUCAUUUACUACUUAUAAGACUUUCCUUUGUGUUCCAUAGUUGGGUUAGAUUUUUCAGUUCCAUCUUAGCAGCUUAAGUGCUCUUCAAUGUUCUAUCUCUUUAUUGAGUUCCUUUUUGAAAUCUUGGAUUGUUUUAGUCAUUUGGCCAUCCACGUGUUUGUAUUUUCUUGGGCAUCACACCAUUUCUCUUUAAGUCUUUAUUACCUUUAAGUUGACUGAGCUGUUUUUAUAUGGCUUCUCUAAACUUAAUUAUUUAGUAAAGUUUACAAUUUUUCAUUUAAAUUCUAUUUCCUGAGGUCCAUCUGGAAUUCUCAUUGGCAAACACUUCUAGUGGACUGGAAUUUUUUUUUUGUUUUUUGUUUUUGUUUUUUUUGUUUUUGUUUUUGUUUUUGUUUCAAGGGUGCACACACAAUCCAGCCUUUUGAAUAUAAAUGAAUUGAUGAUGAUUCAUUAGAACUUUUGACAAGCUUACAGAUAUAGGAGAUAAAAAUAAAACAGUCUGUUGGGGCUGGAGAGAUGGUUCAGUGGUUAAGAGCACUGACUGCUCUUCCAGAGGUCCUGGGUUCAAUUCUCAGCAACCACAUGGUAGCUCUCAACCAUCUAUAAUGGGAUCCGAUGCCUUCUUCUGGUGUGUCUGAAAAUAGCUACAGUGUACUCAUAUAAAUAAAAUAGAUCUUUAAGACAAACAAAACAAACUAACAACAAAAAAAAACAACAACAAAAACAAUCUGUCAGGGAUGAAGUUCCUGGCAAAACUCCAUGAAGUGAGAUGAGAACCUAAAGAGUUAAUCCUUACAAAUAAGGAAAAUUGAAGGAAAUCGAUGUAUCCCCCAAAUUUUAAAAAUAAAAGUCAAAUAACAGAUUGUUCAAAGCCACAUGAGGUCAAAAAUGCAAAUAUAUCCUGAUAAUAUGAACAAGUGAAGCAGCACUAUUCUAGUAGUUUUCAGAAUAUAUGGAAUUAAAAUACAUGCUAAUAGUUAUCUGUGACUUUGGAGGGAGUUAACAUAAUUAAAAUUGCUUACAUUUUUGGAUUUCCAUAAUGAUUAUAUCAUCCAAGUGAAUUACAAAAAAUUCUCAAAGUUACAGGGUACAUAGUCAAAGUAAUUUUUACUGCAACUAUAAUAUAAUUUUAAUUUUUUUCAAAUUUGUAGAAUGAAAACAGAAAUCACCAAAUUAAUAAAUUUACAACAAUACAGGAAAACACAAGAUAGAAGCAGAAAAUAUGCUGAAAUAAUAUGAACAUAACAAGAACAAAAAUAAUUUCAUUAGUUAAAAACAAUAAACAAAAUGAACCAAAUGCUACAGAAAAGGAAACAUAUUCAGAAAAUAAAAUAAAAUUUCAAUGUAUGCUAUUAAAAGGAAACAGAGGGGUAGAAAGGACUAAAAGUUUAAAGAUGAAAACCUAUAUACACUAAUCAGAGCAGUAUUACCAUAUUAAUCGAUAUUUUACAAAACAGAAAGUGGCAUAUAUGACACAGUACAUAAUCUUUCACUCUCUUAGUCAGGGUUACUAUGUAAGGGUUUGAAAUUCACUGAAGGAAGACCCCAGACACAGAUAGUAUGAAAAAAGAAAGGACAUCUUUUCUGCAGAAUUAACUAGCAUGCUAGGGUCACCAUCAUUUCAGAAUGGCAACACAAACAAGCCCCUUUUAUAACAGAACUGCUAAUAUCUUCUGAGAUAACAACAGACUUCUAAAACCUAGGACACACUCCAAGGGGUUAUAAAAACCAGAAACCAAAGGUCAUAAAGAAGACAUAUUCCACAGAUGCAAAAACAGGAGAUAAUAACUGGGUUUAUCUAUACAAAACUUCAACAACAGCUUGGUUAUGGUCUUUAAUUUUCCAUGAACCUGUAAGCUAAUAACAAAUGACGGAUAUCUAGCCAGAUAAUUACUUCUUGUGGAUAUACAUGUAGACAUUCUCUGUUAUAAACCUCUUAUUCAAUUUAUGACCUGAAUUUAUGUGCUAACUCGUAGUGAACUUUUUACCAUGUGAACACAUACUCUGAAAGUGCUAAGAACAAAGAACAGAGACAAGCAUCUCUCCCUUUCUCUCCAGAGACAUAGAGAAGUGCAAUCCAUGCCAAAAUAGAACAUAGGCAGCUUUACCUAGCCUUGUGAUGUUUUUUACUAUGAGGUGCUAAACCAGAGAUUGCAGCUUCUCCCCUCAGAGCAACCCAGACAGGCUGAUCAGCUGUGGAAGCAAAAUACCUAACAUUAGGAUGGAUAGCAAAUGGCUUAUUGCCAAGUAUCUGAGUGGAGACAAAAUGGAAUAAAAAAAAGGACUCUUUAAUUAUUGCUGUGAUGCUAUAACCAAAGCAAUUUGGGGAGGAAAGUGUUUAUUUUGUUUAUUUGGCUUAAGAUUUCACAUCAGCAUUCAUUAUCAUAGAAAUCAUGAUAAAAAUUCAAAAGGGCAGGAACCUAGGCCCAAAAGCUGAUGCAGAGGCCAUGGAGUAGUACUGUUGCUUACUGUCUUGUUUGCUUCCUUUGGCUUGUUCCACUUGUUUAAUUAUAGAGCCCAGAACUAUCAGCCUGUGAACAGUACCAAUUAGAAUAGGGAUAGUACCUCCCCCAUUGAUUACUAAAUAAGAAAAAGCCCUCAGAGGCAACCUUAUAGCUGAAAAGCUGAUCUGGAUUUUGUUAUCUUUGUUGUGUAUGGGGUUUUUCUAUUUGGAGUGGGAGUGAGAGUAGGGGUUGAAACAGGAAUAUAUAUAUAUAUAUAUAUAUAUAUAUAUAUAUAUAUAUAUAUAUAUAUAUAUAUAUAUA
This is a messenger RNA of Rattus norvegicus (Norway rat), 21532 nucleotides long. The record is from RefSeq and is a predicted model, not a curated record. NCBI's taxonomy places the organism in Eukaryota, Metazoa, Chordata, Mammalia, Rodentia, Muridae.